AUGACAUUUCAACGUUCACUUUUUAUUGUUAUUAUUCAUUUUGCAUUUGUAAACGGGUAAGAAACAAUUUCAAGUCAAAUUCUUUGGUUUUGGAACCAAUAUCUUGAGGAAAAAUUAUAGGAGGAGAGGGAAAGGAAUCUCAAAAAUUAAGUUCGAGAAAUUUUCUGAAAAGCCUAGAAACAUGUUCUGUAAACUAAAAGUUCAACGUAUAGAUCAUACUGUUUAAAAGAUAUCCUAACUUUUUAGUAAAAAAUUCUGUGGUCUUACUCCUUCUCUUUAUAGGCUCUAGUAACACGGAAGAAGUUUCGAGAUUUUUUUGUUAUAGGAAAACACCUCAAGUUAGCUUCAACCAUCAAAACGAACAUUUUCUGUCUUAUACUGAACAACAAAAAAAAUGAUAAGCUAAAUAACACAAUGACCCCCCCCCUUUCUUUUUUUUUCUGAAUUGUUUUCUUCUAAUAUUAAAUAAAUAGUACAAAAAAUAGUAACAGAUAAAAAAAACCACACCUAUAUUUUUUGAAAACUUUAUUUUUCAAACAGAAAUUCUGAUCAUCCGAUCGAUCCGUCAACUGGUUCAAAUUAUCGAGAUGUUACUGUAGAACACUUGGAUUUGAGGUGGAAGAUUGAUUUUGAGCGAACGAAAAUUAUUGGGGAAGUUGAUUUACAUUUGAAGGUUUUGAAUGAUGCGAAAUUUGUGGUAGGAAUUCUUUUGAAAAAAAAAGAAAAAUAUUGAGAUUUUUUCAAAAAUAGAUGCUUGAUGUUCGUGAUUUAUCAAUUCGAAGUGUGACUUCACAAAAUGUUUCAUUUCAUUUUCAAACAAUCGACAAUGGAAAUCUUGGUCAAAAGCUGAAAAUCUAUUCAUAUCGACUAAUCACCGGAGAUAAAUUGUAAUUCUAAAAAAAAUAGAGAAGGGAUUCAAAGGGAAUAAAAUUAAACUCAAAAUUCAAUUCUUUUCAGAAAGUUGACAAUAAAAUAUGAAACAAGUAAAAAUGCGAGAGCUCUACAAUUUUUAACGGCUGAACAAACUGAAGAUGGAAAGGUCGGAAAAUCAUCAUUUCUCAAAUAAUUCCAUUUUCCAGAACCCAUAUCUAUUCUCACAAUGCGGUCCAAUCAAUGCCCGCUCAAUAGUUCCUUGUAUGGAUACACCUUCAGUUGCAAGCACUUAUACAGCUCAAGUAUAUGUUCCACCACAAUUAACAUGCUUGAUGUCCGCAAUAUCUCUAGGUAGUCAUUAUUCCGAUGUUGGCAAUUAUCGAAUCUAUAGUUUCGAGCAAAAUAUCGCAAUUCCUAGUUAUUUGUUGGCUAUUGUUGUGGGGAAAUUGGAACAAAGACAUAUUAGUUAUAGGUUAGAAAAAAAAAAUCAUUGAGAAAUAUUGAUGGUGGUUUUUUUAAAGAUCUUCUGUGUGGUCUGAACCUUCUCAAGUGUCUGCUGCACAAUAUGAAUUUGAUGAAAUUGAAAAUAUUCUACAAAUGGCUGAAGAUAUUGCUGGUCCAUAUAUUUGGGGAAGAUAUGACAUAAUUGUUCUUCCAUCUUCAUUUCCAUUCAGCGCUAUGGAAAAUCCUUGCCUAACUUUUGUUUCGCCAACUCUUAUAACCGGAAAUCGUUCUCUAGUUAGUACAAUUGUUCAUGAAAUCGCUCAUAGUUGGACGGGUAAUUUGGUUCGAAUCGUUUCAUGGGAACAAUUUUGGAUGAAAGAGGGAUUCACCAAUUAUUUACAACAAAAGAUUAAUGGUCGAUUGUAUGGAGAGAAAAUGAGACAAUUCGCUUUUCAACAAGCUUAUGAGGUCAGUUCUGUUUUUCCGGAGAUAAAAAGUGAAAUCGAAACUGUGUCAAGGUUUUUUCUUGAUAUGUGUUAACCAUAUGAUGACCAAAAACCCGGAACAAUUAAAUUAAGAAAAGUGAAUUGGUUAGAUAUUUUGAAGUGGCACUUGAUUGAGGUCAUUUUUUGUUUAUUAUUUAUGAAUUAAAUUUAGAAUCGAAUAGUUUCAAUUGUUAAUGGAAUGGGAAAACAAAACGAAUUCACAAAAUUGAAUAUUCGACUUGGAAAAACUGAUCCAGUUGAUGCAUUUAGCCCAAUUCCUUAUGAUAAAGGAGCAGCACUUAUUCUAACUAUCGAACAAACAAUAAAUGAUGACAAAAGAUUCGAUAAGUUUUUGAAAAAUUAUAUCAAGAGGUGAGAUUAUGUAUGUGUAAAAACAUGAUUUUAGCAAGUUUCACAUUGUGUUUCAGAUUAAAAAAACACUUUAAUGAACAAUAAAAUUCCAGAUUUUCCUACAAAUCUGUUUCUUCAAGCGAAUUUAUCAUGUUUUUGUAUCAACAAUUUCCUGACAAAAUAGAAGAUCUCAAUAAAAUGAACAUUGAUUUGUGGAUAAAUCAAGCUGGUCUUCCACCAAAACCUCAUUUUGAUACUACAGUUUUGGAUGAAUGUAAAAGAUUUGCAAGAAUUUGGGUUUUCGGAAGAAUUCCAACUGAUGAAGAAUAUUUUAUGAAUAUGACAAGUGCACAAAAAGUCGCAGUUAUUGAUGAAAUAUUGAUUCAUAAAAGAUAUUUCAGUCAUUGGAGGGUGAGUUCAAAAAUUAUUAUUACAUCAAAAAAAGUUUGUAUAGAUGGCCGAAUUCACAAAACUAUAUAAUCUGAGCAAUACUUCUGAUAGUUCGGUUCGCCUUGGAUGGAUUCGAUUAGGAUUAUCAGUAAGAUAUUAUCCGAUUAUUGAACCAAGUUUGGAAUUUAUCUCACAUGUUGGUAUUUUAUGGUAUAAUUCAUCAAUUUAUCGUGGACUAUUUAAUUGGAAUCUGGCGAGAAAUCGAGCUAUUUCGAAUUUUUAUAAAACUAUGAGAAAGAUGAAUCCGAUGACAAUUAAAUUAGUCAACAAGUUAAUUAGAUGA
This is a messenger RNA of Caenorhabditis angaria, 2886 nucleotides long. The record is from the annotation of a GenBank genome assembly. NCBI's taxonomy places the organism in Eukaryota, Metazoa, Nematoda, Chromadorea, Rhabditida, Rhabditidae.